AUGCCUUCUUCCAUGCCCACCAGCACCACUGCUGAUGCAUGCCAGCGCGACUGUUGCCAUGGGGGAAGCAAUGUGGGGUGUGGGCGGUCACGGCAUGGCGCAGGCGAGCAGGGCAUGAAGGUGUGUGCGGUAUGUGCUGUCAGGUGUGCGGUAUGUGUGCUGUCAGAUGUGCUGUAUGCGCGUGCAGAUGUGUUGUAUGCCAGGGAGGUGGGCAGGGGGCGGACGAGGGGAGGGGGACAGCGAGCGGGGAAGGAGGGCGAUGCUAUGGGGGAGGCAAGGGGGAAGGGUGCUGCUGGUGGUGCCGCUGCAGGUGCUGCUGCUGGUGCUGCUGCAGGUAGGAUGGGAGGAGGAGGAGGGUGGAGGAGGAGGGCGAUGCUAUGGGGGAGGCAAGGGGGAAGGGUGCUGCUGGUGGUGCCGCUGCAGGUGCUGCUGCAGAUCUGGGCGGGCGGAGUGCAGAUCUGGGCGGGCGGAGUGCAGAUCUGGGCGGGCGAAGUGCAGAUCUGGGCGGGCGGAGUGCAGAUCUGGGCGGGCGGAGUGCAGAUCUGGCUGUCCAAGUACCAGGACCCAGCGUGCUUCACGUACAACCUGAACCACGUGGUGCUGCUGGUGGGGUACCGCCUGGUGGGGAAGGACCCGCGCUUCCCCCACAUGGCGCCACCUUACUGGAUCAUCCGCAACUCGUGGGGGCCUGACUGGGGCGAUGGGGGCCACAUGCGCAUGGACAUCCAGGGGGGGGAUGGCGUGUGCGGUAUCAACACGCUGCCGGGAAUUUACCCAAUUGUCAGAGCGGUAUCGGACCCGUGCAACACAGCAGCGAGGAGCGAUGCCUCAGGGUCGCUCUUCAACCCGUGCGGCAGCUUCGCCUGUGUGGUGGACGGCAGCUCCAACCGCUGCAACUGCACCGACCCCCGGUUCAUUGAAGCCACCAAUGCUGAUGGCUCCCGCACCUGCGCCUAUGUGGACAUGUGUGGGGCGUUGGCCCGCAACCCGUGUGCGGUGGGCACGUGUGUGAAUGACGGGGCGGGGUCGUACUCGUGUGUGUGUCCACCGGGCUUCAGGCAGGGCACCACCGUCGAUGGCACCUUCUCCUGUGCUCCAGGAGACACGCGCUCACAGUACACGGUCCUGGCGCCCAACAUCUUCUGCUCAGACAUCUAUCCCGUCUACGGCCUCACCCGUAACGACUUCUCCAAGCUCAAUCCCACUGUGAGCUGUAUCGAGCCCUUGCCCAUAGGCCAGGUGCUCAAUGUCGUGUCCAAGUCCGGACUCGCCCCCUGCUCCGUCUACUACUCCACUGGCCCGGACGACACAUGCUACUCCAUAGGACAGUACUUCAACCUCAACAACUGCCGGGGCACAUUCUCCUGCACUACGGAAUUCCAGAGCCUCAACCCGGGGCUCAGCUGCUCCAACGGCGGCUCCGUGCAGCCGAACCAGGCGGUGUGUGUGGAACGGCGGGCAGGGGCGGCGGGGAAGGCGGGGCAGGUGAUACCGGUGUGCUCGCAGUACUACCUGGUGCAGACUGCCGAGACGUGCGAUGCCAUCCGCAGCGUGCCCUCCCCACCGCUCUCCCCGCUCGACUUCUUCCGCCUCAACCCCGGCAUCAAGUGCAACCGCCUCGUGCCGGACGCUGCUGGCCUCGACCUGCACACGGGCUUUGAGGCGUGCAUACAGGUGUCGGGUGAGUACACGGUGGGGAUCUGCCCAAAGAGCAAGGGGCUCACAGCAAGUGGGAGUGAGCGCUGCAGCUUCAUCCAGAUCAAAUACUUCCGGGGCAUUCGGGGGUGCUACAAGCGCAUCAACGGAUACGAGUGCAUCGAUAAAAUACCCUCAGGCGCCAAAAUUUGCCUGCCAGACCAAACCAGGAUUCGCCAAGGAGUCUGCACAGUCUAG
This is a messenger RNA of Closterium sp. NIES-65, 1893 nucleotides long. Lineage: Eukaryota; Viridiplantae; Streptophyta; Zygnematophyceae; Desmidiales; Closteriaceae. The record is from the annotation of a GenBank genome assembly.